AUGAAGGUUGAGGAAAGAGUUGAUUCGGAUCAUCAGCCGUUAACGAAAAGGAAGAAGGAAGGGGGGGAGGUAGAAGAGGACUGGGGGAAUUUGAAGGAUAGGGUUAAUGAAGUGGUGAAAAGGGUAGAAAAGAACUGGGGGAAAAAGAAAAAAGGGGGCUGGUGGGAUGAGGAAUGUAGAGAAUUAAAGGGCAGGGUAAAAGAAGAGCUAAAGAUAUGGAGGAGCGUAGGGGGAGAAGGAGAGGAAUAUAAGAACUUGAGGAGGGACUAUAGGAUAAUGUGUAAGGAAAAGAAGAGGAAAGAGAGGGAGGAAUGGGAAAGAGAACUACAAGAG
This is a messenger RNA of Vollenhovia emeryi, 333 nucleotides long. RefSeq lists its product as uncharacterized. The annotation marks the transcript as partial. Lineage: Eukaryota; Metazoa; Arthropoda; Insecta; Hymenoptera; Formicidae. The transcript has 2 exons. The record is from RefSeq and is a predicted model, not a curated record.